This is a messenger RNA of Penicillium oxalicum, 1284 nucleotides long. RefSeq lists its product as uncharacterized. Gene Ontology annotation, biological process: endoplasmic reticulum organization; endoplasmic reticulum to Golgi vesicle-mediated transport; Golgi organization. Lineage: Eukaryota; Fungi; Ascomycota; Eurotiomycetes; Eurotiales; Aspergillaceae. The transcript is spliced from 7 exons. Bases 1 to 1284 code for a protein of 427 amino acids. The record is from RefSeq and is a predicted model, not a curated record. Gene Ontology annotation, molecular function: D-mannose binding. Gene Ontology annotation, cellular component: endoplasmic reticulum membrane; endoplasmic reticulum-Golgi intermediate compartment; COPII-coated ER to Golgi transport vesicle.
AUGAGGAGCUUGAACACAUUGGCAUUCUUUGCCAUUGGGGCCACUGCACAAGCGAUUGAAGGGAUUAGCUUUGGGCAUGGGUCAACGAUUUCACCCAGUCGAGACUCUAUUCCGGGCUGGAAUCUCGGAGGAGAGGGCCAUAUUCCAGUUCUUCUUUCGGACAAAGUUAUCUUGACCCCUCCGUACCCGGGCAACACUCGUGGAUUCGCCUGGGCUCAGAACCCAGUAUCUCAACAAGAGUGGUCGGCCGAAUUCCAAUUUCGUGCGAGUGGGCCUGAGCGAGCAGGUGGCAUCCUUCAACUAUGGUACACGAAAGAUGGACAAGCUCGGGUCGGCACCUCUAGCAUCUAUACUGUUGGGCAAUUUGAUGGCUUCGCGCUCGUCAUUGAUACACACGGAGGUCGGGGCGGGAGUGUUCGCGGGUUUUUGAACGACGGUACAAUUGACUAUAAAAGCCACCGAAGCGUCGACAGUCUUGCUUUUGGCCACUGCAAUUACGCUUACCGGAAUCUGGGCCGGCCCAGUUCAGUGAAGGUCAAGCAUACCAAUUCGGUCUUUGAAGUCGUUGUUGAUGACAAGAUCUGUUUCUCAACGGGCAAGAUAAACCUACCCACGGGAAACACGUUUGGUCUCACUGCCGCCACUCCUGAGAACCCAGAUUCAUUCGAGGUCUUCAAGUUUGUUCUCUCCUCCGCCACGGGACAGGGCCAGAGCGCUCAAACCCACCAAGGCGGCGCUCAGCAGCAACAGCAGCAACAACAACAACAACAACAGAAGCCCAUCUCCAAUCAGAACCAACCACCCGCGGUUGGCAAUUCCCAGAAUGCCGCCACGGACACUUCAAACGCAGCGCAAUUUGUCGAGCUUCACAGCCGUAUCCAGCUUCAGAAUAAGGCGAUCAAUAACAUCAUCCAGGAAAUGAAGGCUCAGGCUGGGAAGAACGAAGCACGCCACACCGACGUUAUGCAGAAGCUGGCGCCCAAGGAUCAAAUUGCGACUCUGGAUGCUCGCCUUCAGCGCAUCGAGUCUCUUCUACAGACGAUCCAGCGAGAUUUAGAGGGUAAGGACUACAGCGGCCGCUUCAAUCAACUCCAGGACACGCUACGAUCGUCCCAUCUCAGUCUCACCGAGAAUCUCCAGAGUCACUUCAUGACCGCCAUCACCGCUUCCACCCCUCGCAUGGGCUUCUUCAUUUUCCUGGUCAUUGCCUUCCAGGCUCUCCUCGCUACAGCCUACGUGAUUUACAAGCGUCGCCGAGCCAACAUGCCCAAGAAAUUCCUCUGA